AUGACCUCGACUGUUGCAUUCACAGCUGAUUCUGAGGUAUCAGCAGCCUCGAGAUGGAGGCAAUACCUCGUCCUCGCGCUUGCAACUUACCUGGUCUUCAAAGUCUUGAUCCAUCCAUUCAUUCUCUCGCCGGUUCGUCAUAUUCCUGGACCCUGGUAUUGUCGCAUUUCUCGAUUGCCGUUGCAAUACGCGACUUAUCAACGCCGCAGAACAGCCUUUGUCACUGGACUGCUCGAUACCUAUGGACCUAUUGUUGUUAUUGCGCCAGACCAGGUCCAUACGACGGACGAUACGGCCAUGAAGACCAUAUACGACAAGACCUCCAUCAAGACUAGCUUCUACGCCUCCAUGGGCAGCUGGAAGGGCGUCACCUCGACUCUCGGAUUUUUGACCUACCCAGAAGCGGCACCAUCACGCAACAAUCUUGUGCAAUGCUUUCAAAACCGCAAUCUGGCGGCACUGAUUGACAAUAUCGAAUCACACGUGGAUGACUUCAUCCGUAUCUUAGAUCAGCGCGCACAGGCUAACGAAGCCGUAGACGGAGUGAAGAACCGUCUCUUGGCCAACGUGAACGAAGAAGCCGCUCGAGACUUCAUUCGCCGCUUCCAUGCUUUCAGUACAUGGAACGCAAUGAAAAGCUUCAUACCUGGCGCCGACCUUUUGGUCCGUCUGGUCGGCAGUCAGCGCUGGAAGAGGUUGCGUGCAGACUGCAACGACCUCGAUAUCACGGCUCGCGAGGCCCUGGAAAGGUGGCAGACCGCAGACGCCGAUGCAGACCGCCAUGACAAGGAUGUGUUGUCGAUGCUCCAGUCCAUGAACACUUCCAAGGCAUCGGCAGUCCCUCCCGAAGAUGUAUCUGCGUACAUGGUGGAAAUGCUCGCAGCAGGGUCGUCAACCACUUCUCAUACGGCUGCGUUUGCCAGCUUUCUCCUGACCAGGCAUCCCGAUGCCCAGCGGCGGCUCAGAGAAGAACUCGCCGCUGCGUUUCCCUUGCAGGAUGAGAUGGACAUUCGAAAAACGGUGGACCUGCCGUUUCUAGAUGGCGUCCUUAGAGAGACAAUGCGUAUGUAUCCGAUGAUUCCUGGCCCGUUGGAGCGGUAUACUGGCAGCGAUAUGACCAUGAGUGGUUACAAUGUUUGCAAAGGUGUCAUUGCUUCCAAUGCAGCCUUCAAUCAAGGACGUCUUCCUCAUGUCUUCCCUGAGCCAGAUUCCUGGAAGCCAGAAAGGUGGAUCGAGGCUACCGAGGAGAUGAAGCUGAACUGGAUUCCAUUCGGGCACGGUUCGAGGGCGUGUCCCGGAUCGAACCUUGCCAUGACAGAGCUGAAGUACAUGAUUGGGAAGAUCUUCCGAAAAUUUCAGGCAGUCAUACCUCCUGGACAUGAAGACGACGUACUGGAAAUGGCCGAUGUCUUUGCGGCUGGAUCGAACUGGGAGGCGCCAACUCAACCAUCUGGCUUCCAGCUCACUGGUGCAGACACCAAGAGUGCUGCCGCUUGGGCAAAGGAUGACCAACUGCCGGGACUGAUACUGUAG
Messenger RNA from Cyphellophora attinorum, 1533 nucleotides. Its product is annotated as Trichodiene oxygenase. Gene Ontology annotation, molecular function: monooxygenase activity; iron ion binding; heme binding. The record is from RefSeq and is a predicted model, not a curated record. Lineage: Eukaryota; Fungi; Ascomycota; Eurotiomycetes; Chaetothyriales; Cyphellophoraceae. The coding region runs from base 1 to 1533 and encodes 510 amino acids. The transcript is spliced from 4 exons.